Varroa destructor (honeybee mite) is the source of this 5910-nucleotide messenger RNA. RefSeq names its product rab-like protein 6. Gene Ontology annotation, molecular function: GTP binding. The record is from RefSeq and is a predicted model, not a curated record. NCBI's taxonomy places the organism in Eukaryota, Metazoa, Arthropoda, Arachnida, Mesostigmata, Varroidae. Gene Ontology annotation, cellular component: cytosol; nucleus.
UCCAGCCUGUAUACAAUGGGCGAACAUGCUAUCGGAUAACAAUAGAUUUAUGGAGAGCAGGAGAUCGUCUCGAUGCAGAGCGGCUUUUUCCGAACUUGUCAGCUUCAUGAAACUUUGGCCAUGUUAAGUCAACCAACGACGUCUAUCUCAGUCGGCAGCUUGACAAGUUCGGUCGUCGUCUAUACCCCAUCAGCAUGACAACUAGUCGUGGAGGUAAAAUACUAGCUGUUGUUCCAGAGAAUGUACGUGAGACAAGUGUCGGCACUGACAUCGUAGGGGAAAACAUCCAGUUCUUGGGAACAGUUCUUUAAGUGGUGAAGCUCGUCGCUUAACAAUAUUACAUCGCCUGACUGUUAUGGUGCUACAAGGAUCGACUUAAUCCAUAUGGGAAUCUUCGCUUUGUAAUCACAGCCACGAUGUUCACUGCACUAAAGAAGCUCGUGGGCAAUGAAAAUACGGCGAACGGCGCGACCCCGUCAGGUGGUUCCAGUCCUAGGUCUGGUCAGCCUGCUGCAAUCGAUCGGAGCCUCCAGAAAAUGUUUGCUAAAGGAGUUCAUUAUAACAUGAAAAUCGUUAUUAAAGGCGAUCGAAACGUGGGAAAAACAUGUUUAUGGCGUCGUCUUCAAGGCGCAAAAUUUGAAUCUGACUACGCGCCAACGAACGAAAUUCAAGUGUGUCACAUACAGUGGAGCUACAAGGCCACUGACGAUAUCGUUAAGGUGGAAAUUUGGGAUGUGGUGGACAAGGGACGCAAAAGGCGGCCACUUGAUGGUCUAAAGCUGAAUGGGGCUCUACAGGUCACGCAAGUGCCUGAAGUCGUCACGGCACUUGACGCGGAAUUUAUCGACGUCUAUAAGGGUACAAAUGGGGUGAUAAUGGUGUUAGAUAUGACGAAGGCAUGGACGUUCGAAUAUGUUCAGCGUGAACUUCCCAAAGUGCCUGAACAUAUACCAGUGCUUGUGUUAAAUAAUCAUCUGGAUAUGAAACAUCACAGAGCGGUGAGUGCUGAUCAGGUGAAGUUCUUUGUCGAAGGCCUCGAGCGUGGUGGCACUCCCAUACGUUACGCAGAAUCGUCGAUGAGUAACGGAUUCGGACUACGCUUUCUGCACAAGUUCUUCAACAUACCAUUUUUACAGCUGCAACGAGAGUCUCUUCUAGGCCAGCUCGAACGAAAUAGGUGUGAGAUGGAUGCAACUUGUGAAGAAUUAGACUUACUGUUGGAAAGCGACGAGACCAAUUACGAUCUGUUCGUUGAUCGUCUGGGACAGCGAAGGCGGCAAGUGGCCGACAGCUGCGCCAAUAUCACCAUGGUCCCAGGUGCAGCUCCAGGUAAAAUCACAGGUGGUGGCGUUCUCCCAGCGAAACUCCCUAAAAGUGUUUCACUUCCGGCGGAGAUAACAAACACAAUUCUCAACAAGAGAGCACUCAAUCAUCACCAGCCGACGUCGCCAGUUGCGCCCGAGAAGGAGGAGCUACCACCGCCAAAACAGGCUUACACGCAGAGAGCAUAUCGCUCACCAGAUGAUUAUGUCAAUGAAGCAAUGGGUGGAGGUGACUUGAACAAAUUUCUCGAAGAUACUGAGGAGGAACUCUCGAAAGAAGCCAGCCCCGAAAGCGGCAGUGAUGAUGAAACCGCAGGCAACCCACUCGUGUGUGGAUUUCAGGAUGAGCUUGACCCUGAAGACCUAAUCCCAGCAAAGAUACUUUCAAAAGGUGCAAGUCCGCUCAAUGCCACGGAAGCUAAUACGAAUAAAAUUCCUUCAAUCGAUCCUGCGGCAAGGCAACCAAAGCAUAACUCUGCCCAAAAUAGUGCUUUUAAUAGUGACGAGCCAGCUUCGAAACCCGUUCCUACACACAGCGCACAGGAACCAUUCGAACCACCAUCAGCAACAUCCUCAUUUGAAAAGUCUAUUGAGAAUUCCCCUGCAGCUAAAGUUAUUGAAGACCGUGCCAGCCAAACGGGUUCGAUAAAAGAUGAUUUCGCUGUGGAGUUAAAGCUUGAAAGGGAAGAACCUGAUGGCACCAGUUCUCCGGCUGAGUGGCAUCCGCACGACCUUGAUCAGUUGGAAAAACAGGCAUUCGAUAGGCUUUCAUCGCCAGAGGAGGUCGUACUAGAGGCCAAAGAUAUCGUGGACGGCAAGGAGAAACGGAAGCAUCGAAAAUCCUCUUACUCUAAGAAGUUAAAAAAGGAGAAAUCAUCGUCAGCCAAAGAACGGGCAACAGUUGAAGAAUACGGCUCAGGUGGUUCCGGUGAAGAUAAAAAAAAAAAGAAAAAGAAAAAAAAAAAACCUAAAGACAACGAGAAACUGGAUGGGCGUAAAUUGAUUGAAGAAGACCCAUUGGAGGCUUUUCUUAACGAUCGUUCACACUAUGAAGCAAUCUAGGUUUGAGGAAGCACUAUUUUAGAUCAUACUAGAAUCGAUAACUUCACCAUUUAUAGACGAAGGACUUGCUUGGAAAUGACUCUUCUAUCCAACUUGACAUUAUCAAGAGUAAUAAAUAUGACAGUGAUUGAUGAACACAUUGACUCGGUAGUAGAUAGGAACGCAUUUCGGUGAAGACGUAGAUAGCUAAGUUACAGCUAGCUGAAUUUCAAGAGGAGCCGGAGAGAAUCUGACUCGACCGUUACGCCGUUCUUUCUGCCAACGAAUCAACCAGAUUUAAGAAAAUGUAAACAUAUAUAACAGGAUGUAAACAUAUAUUGCACAUCAUGACGAAUGAGUGAAGUGACAAACUUAGAUAUACCCUCUGAGCAAAAAACCUGUUAACUUUGAUGAGGACGUGCACGUAUUCCUCCACGUCGAUUUUUCUGGUUGUAUGGUGAGAUAGUGGACGCUCGUACGCUGAUAACUUAUCACAAAAAAGUCACUGUUCAAACUAUGUUGUUACAUCGACAUCUGUAAAUGUUUUUUUUUAAUUUCCAGUAAAAUGUUAUAGUGUUGUUAGUUAAAUGAAGUUUAUGAAAAUAUGUUUUUGAUAAUAUAAUUCAAGUGCACAUUUGCAUCCGCUGCACAUUCAAAACGUUACGGUAACGAAACAUUUAUUUAAGAUAGACAUAAAUUUCUGUAGUACUUGAAUUGAUCAUAGGCCAAAACUACCACGUUCUGUCUAUAGAAAACAAUAGAUAGCCUAAUAAAAAAAAGUACCCACAUGAAAGACGGCUUGGUUGAUGUAAAACUUCUGGCGCCUUGCCUACGAUUGUCCAUAACAGUAACGGUUUUUACCGAUAUGAUGUUUAUUUAUGCGGUAUUAAAUGCUGCUUUUUAGUGCAAAGCCGGCAGGCAUGUAGUCAUCGAGUGGCAAUUGGUUUCAUCUAAUUCUGAUAGAAACAAACAUGAAACUGCCAGCUGAGGGCUUAGAAAAGCAAAUUAAAUAUCGUGAAUCUGGUUUGUUUAAUUCAAGGAAAGACUAUCGCUGUCGCCAGCACAGGGGGCGACAAUCAGCUUACGGUCAUAGAUAUCAACUGAUUAACUAGCAGCUUCACUGAAACAUUGUAUCUUAAUGCAAGUUUACGUACGACGAAAAACAAAUCGGCAUUUUGUGCCGAAAUGUCACUCGACGGGCGAACAGUGAGGGCUUUGUGUUCCGUUGUUGCUGGAUAUAACGAAUCAAUCAAUAUCGUUUUAUUCAACCUCUUCCACAUGCAGAGAAGAGGAUCAUUAAGCCAAAUGUGGAACAUGGACAAAUGUCUUAAUGACUUACCGCCAUCGCCUCCUAAUUUAGAAAAGCGAGUUAUCCUUUUAUUUCUAUAUUGCUAUGAUGGGCUGAAUAGAGAAAAAUGGUUCUGCAAAGUGAAAUAACAUAUUGUUACAUAUUUAGUUUUAACUAAAAAUAGAGCGGUAGGUAGUCUGUACAACGGAAAUACAAAAAUGAAACUAAGAAAUUAAGCAAUGAAGGAUUUUGCCGAAAUAUAUGAUGGGUAGAUUAGACUUUACCUACAAAAGCAUUGCAGUUCUCUUAAUCAACAUAUCUUUAGUGUGGGGUUGUUCAAAUGAGCCUGGCUCCCUGACUGAAAGCAUGGACAGGUGAGGCUAGCGGAGUAUUUAGUCCGUGGUGGAAGUUAUAUAGGCCCAAUAUGUGCGCGCUUAAACAUUAAGUUCCUCCAACUUAUUUACACGUCUUACAGAAUGUUAAACUUCUCCAAGAAAGUCAUUUUUCGUUUAAGCUAACUUGUGCUACGUUUUAAUUUGAUUACUUUGCAACCAAUUUGUCGGCCUAAGAAAGGUAUCACAAGCAAUCGUCAAUCUUCUCCGCUCAAAGUGCCUAAAUGUGUGUCUUUAGACGUGGUAAAUGGAGAGCUGCCCUCAAACCCAUUAGGUUCAGGACCUGUUAAUCAAUAUAACUCUUGGACAGUUUCCUUUAAAGUUGUACAAUUUAGUGGCUCGAGAAGCUAAGAAAAGGCAGCUUUACCACAAAUAAAAAAGAAAUUGAAACUGUCAAAAAUAAUGACUGUCUUGAAUUUUGACCGGUGUGGUUUAGCUUGAUUGAUGUUACUUAGCUGAAGUUAUCUGACCGUGGCUGAGUUCAGUUUGAAUGAAUUUGUUUCUCUGUUGAAAUCUACGGCUCACAGGUGAUGCUAGCACAUGACAUAUAAUAGCAAAUACUAUAAUAGAAAUGCUCAAUGAUGCAUAACAGCGCGCACUACGUGCAACAUCAGAGAUUGGCAUUUUUUGGUUGAGUAUAUACGAGUUAAUCAACGCUGAGGAAUAAACAAUUGAAAAGAAAAUGACAUUCUGUCCGUAACUAUAUAUAGCAGUUGUUUCUACUCUAAGUCUGUAUGCUUAUGCUGUCUAUACUUUUUACGCUUGGGUGUCGCACGUACUAAGCGGGGCGAAACAACCAAGUCUAAGACUGGAUCACUGAGAGACAAGGAAACAUCAAGAUGAUGGAAAUUGCUAUUGGACGCAUAUGAUUCAUUCGUCUAUAUAUUAAGUAUAGUAACUGGCAUAAUCUAUGUAUCAACCGGUGUAUCGCAAAGACGGAGAAUAUGCUAUAAUAUAGUAAACACCGUAAUGCUUACUUCAUAAUAAUAAUAUAAUAAGGUAUGCUAUACCUCUGCGAAUCAUAUUAGAUAUGAAUGCGAAACAAUCAUCGAGAGAAAAGCACGCCACAGAAUGGGUAUAAGCAAUGGAAAAAGUCAGUGACAAAGUAAUAACGUUAGUUUCAGAUGUAACGACUCCCGUUUGCGAUCUAAAAAUGUUUGCCUGCCAUUGUUUUAUGUAUCUGUUUGCGUGCAUGUAUGAUUAAUGGCAAGUUAUUUAAAAUGAACUUUCCAUGAAGGUCGUUCUGAAUUCUUAUGGGAAAACACACAGCCACCCUCCCAAUUUAUCCUAAACUCAAAAUUGAGUUCUUUGGAAGUAGUUUAUAACCAGUUCUAGUCACUGUAGUAUCAAUGCACCAAAUGCAGAGCAGCGCUUGAAGAAUAGACGCUUGCUUUUACUGAUUGAACUGGGCGUUAAUGGUGUCACUACUGUCUGGUCAUGCUACGGAAAUGCUUAAAAGAAUUUACAAUUAGAGGGCUACUAUAUACGUGCAUAAGAAACAAGACUUAAAGGUAGAUAUUUCCGAGAAAUCAGACAACAGACAGAAAUCUAAGUUGUCGGUAAUGCGACAAGGAUCACUGAAAAAUAUAUCAUUCGGAUGUGACUGAGAUAAUUUUAUAUUCAUUAUAUUUUAUAAAUAAUUUGUAUAGAAAAAAUCCGUGUCUUAUCGUAACGUUAAAUGCGGAAUUGUUCGUUGAAUACAACCACAGAAAUCGUAAAAUAUACACCUAUUUAGAUGAGAUGCCCAAAAAACUAAUUUUUUCGUGUAAAUACUGUAUGUUGUAAGGUUUUGUUAAUCACUGACUAUAACCGUGAACCCAAUGUAAAUGUUCUACAGUUUCUCAAUAAAAUUUAAAUUUCGAAAUUU